Molecule: messenger RNA, 838 nt
Organism: Aethina tumida (small hive beetle)
Lineage: Eukaryota; Metazoa; Arthropoda; Insecta; Coleoptera; Nitidulidae
Exons: 4
Coding region: 72-803 (243 amino acids)
Source: RefSeq, a predicted model, not a curated record
UUUAUAUCGGCGGACUCUUUCAUUCCGUUCGAAGUGCAUGAAUACAUUGACUUGCAACGGACGAGGACGAUAUGAGUUAUUAUUUCUUUUGUGUGCUGUGCGCUUUAUGUUCGGUUCUUCAUUAUUCUGCUGAGGACGCUCCUGCUGCUGCAAGACGAAAUGCCAACAUAUCUUCCAUGUCAGUGUACUACGAUCCAAAAUCUCGAUUACCUUUUCGUAUAACAUCAAUUGAGAAUAGUUUGAUGAACACGUUCGGCUCGAAUGACCAAUCAUCCACCAAGACCAGAGGACUUCUCAGAAGGGUUGGCUUCAGGAGUAACGGAUGCACAUGUCAAACUCUCACGUGUGGUUGUUGCCUAGGUUUCAACUUUGACCAGUUCAAUUUCAAUAGGGAAGGCUGCAUGAACUUCACAUACGACCCAGAUGACUUUUCGGUUAAUAUGAAUAUGUUAAUGGAUGAGAACUCUGUAUUUAGUUCCACAUUUUCAGCGAAAAAUCCGCCGCCGCUCUGCCUGCCGCUCCCGAUACCAUAUUUGCCGCUGUCGAUGGACGUGUGCGCGAAACUGUUCGACAUCCGCACGCCCGGCCGGAAUUUGCACAUGUGCUUGGACUUCGAGACACGCAUCGAGUCCGCCUCUUUGCUGGUGCUCCAUUUCGAUUGCAUGAGGAUGGGUACGGACGGUUUGGCGCUGACGAAACCGGGCGACACGCUGCCCACCCCCGGUCCCACCACCGAGUCGCAGGUUAAUCCCGACAUUUAUGACGAGGUCACCGAGAUAAAGUACCACAAUAAACCUUUGUAAAAAUCGACAUUUAUUAUUCAGGCAUUUUGUUUUUG